Messenger RNA from Aaosphaeria arxii CBS 175.79, 1786 nucleotides. Its product is annotated as mitochondrial carrier. The record is from RefSeq and is a predicted model, not a curated record. The transcript has 2 exons. NCBI's taxonomy places the organism in Eukaryota, Fungi, Ascomycota, Dothideomycetes, Pleosporales. The coding region runs from base 301 to 1566 and encodes 421 amino acids. Gene Ontology annotation, biological process: mitochondrial transmembrane transport.
GCCGCGGCUCCGAUCGAUCUCUCGGAAGUGGAAAGGGACUAUCUUUUUUAGUUUGCAUCAUCACUAUCAUCCAUCACUCCCGCCGCCGCCCAUCGCCUCCACCUCCUCCACUUCCUUCCUCCCAUCUCCGCCCUUCUCAUAACUCGUAUCCUUCCUCCAGCCCUUCACCCUGAAACAUGCGCACAACAAUCCACGACUCUAUCGAUAUGUGUCUUGUUACCUCGAGGUAACUCCAUCUCAGUAUCCGCUUCCGUCUUUGCCUCCGCCUUGGGGCCUCCGCACCGAGACGGUGCGACUAAUAUGAACGACGAACCUGAAGAAGUCGUCAUGGAUGGCAAUGUGUCCCUCACCCAGAAGAUGCUGUCCGCAAGCACAGGCAGCAUCUUAACUUCUUUACUAGUAACACCUCUUGAUGUCGUCCGAGUACGUCUUCAAUCACAAUCGCAUACGCCAGCCCCCGCCAUAACGCCUCGCUCGUUUCCUGGACUCUCCCUUACCCAAUUCCGCGAUUUGCCUCCGAACAUCGGAAUAUCGGCCUGCUGUCGCGAGGUCUUUUGGAUGAACAACUCUGCACCUUACUGUGUCGCCGGGCCAGCAAUUACGCCCAUCAAUCCUGCCGAUGCUGCAUGUGCUGUGGAAGAGGUGGAGCGAAGGACCAUAAACAGCACGUGGGAUGGACUACGCAAGAUCGCACAGCACGAAGGCCCAACCACAUUAUGGCGAGGCCUCUCGCCCACCCUUGUCAUGGCAGUUCCCGCCAAUGUCAUCUAUUUCGCUGGGUAUGACUGGUUGCGAACGGCACAAUCAUCUCCUCUACGAAAGACCGUCUCAGAUGCAUACAUACCGUUGGUGGGAGGAGCCACAGCGCGAACAUUAGCAGCCAUCGCCGUGAGCCCGAUAGAGAUGUUCAGAACAAGAAUGCAGGCUACCAAUCAGAGCGCAACCGCCGCGGGACACUUCCGAGAUACCAUGGAUGGACUUCGGGAGCUGGUCCGGUCCGAGGGAAUGUUCAGUCUUUGGAGGGGCCUGACCUUGACAUUAUGGAGAGACGUUCCCUUCUCUGCCAUCUACUGGUGGGGCUAUGAGAGUGGCCGGAACAUCAUUACAGAUAUGCGAGGCAGAGCAGAGGCCAGGCAGGAUGGUGGCGAAUUCCGCGUUGGACGCGGAGAAGAGAAGAGGCGCCGUCGGAGCGAAUCUAGGAGUCGAGAGAAUCAUACCGAAACUCUGAUUGACAGUUUCGUUGCCGGUGCAGGAUCCGGAGGUGUGGCCGCAUUUGUGACAACGCCCUUCGACGUAGGAAAGACCCGCCAGCAGAUAGCUCAACACGCAAGCGAUUCCGCAAAAAGCCAAGUCAGCUCUGGUACCAUUCGCCCUGAGAAUCUAUCGAUGCCACGGUUUUUGUGGCACAUCUUCGAAGAACAAGGAUUGUCGGGACUGUUCCGAGGUUGGGCAGCCAGAUGUCUGAAAGUGGCACCUGCUUGCGCCAUUAUGAUCAGUAGCUACGAAGUUGGAAAGAGAAUGGCGACGAACAUGAACGAACGACGCGAACAUCGAAAAGAUUCCUAAAAAAAAUACGACUAUCAACCAGUCAACCAUACCCGUCCCGAAUACCUUACAUGUUUAGCGCUUCACUUCUACUCACUACUCUGGAUUUCUUAGUCACGGAGCAUUUCGGAAGCAUCUUCACUUUAGCAUAGAUUGGGCGUUAUUGGAAACCCAAAAAAAAACAGCGGCUGCAUGUUUUGGAUCCAGACGCGCUGUAAUGAUACCAGCGCGGAGUGCUGAU